This is a messenger RNA of Cucurbitaria berberidis CBS 394.84, 789 nucleotides long. Its product is annotated as acyl-CoA N-acyltransferase. NCBI's taxonomy places the organism in Eukaryota, Fungi, Ascomycota, Dothideomycetes, Pleosporales, Cucurbitariaceae. The record is from RefSeq and is a predicted model, not a curated record. The transcript has 2 exons. Bases 71 to 655 code for a protein of 194 amino acids. Gene Ontology annotation, molecular function: acyltransferase activity, transferring groups other than amino-acyl groups.
AUCAGCGCACAGCGCACUGCACGCUGCAAGAUGGCUCUUUACUCGACUCUGACUGUGGAAGCUGGAGAAGAUGGUAGUUGUCGACCCAAAGAUUGUAGUUCGGUCUGAGAGGUUGCUCCUAAGACCAUUGGCUAUCGAAGAUGCCGAAGACAUUUUAUUGAUGCGCAAGCACCCGGAGGUUAUGAAACACACGUCAAUUCUAGUGUCCGACGAUUUAGAAAAGACGAAGGCCUGGAUCCAGGGUUGUUUUGAUAGCCAAAUCAAUUGGAAUUUCUCCAUCGAGCUUCUUCACGCUCCCUCCGAGUCCUCCCCACGCGUCAUCGGCCUCAUAGGCGCGGUCCGAGCCCCCGAGAUAGGCUACAUGUUCAAUACCUCCUACUGGGGUCAAGGCUACGCGACUGAAGCCCUCCGUGCCUUCAUGCCGCUGUUCUUUCAGCACUUCUCCGGCGGCGAGCACGAGAUGUUCGAGUAUGCGGAGGCACACACAGAUGAGGAACUUGUCAGCAGCCAGAACGUGCUAAGCAAGGUGGGCUUCAAGUUGCAUGAGACGAGGGAGAAGGACUUUGAGAACCCGGUAUUGGGGUGGAGAGAUACGCUGGUCUAUAGGAUGUAUCGUCCGGAAGUUCAGACUGAGGUGACACCGAAAGGGACGUAAACUGGGUUGACGAUCAAUUCGCGGAGAAGAGGCAGGGACCUAAGAUGUGUAGACUCAGGGCAGCUUCAUGGCCUUCGCUUCUGCUACUUUCAUACAUCUCAUUAAUAGAUUUUUCGAUCUCCAAAAAUAUACUG